AGGAUAAGGAUGGAGUGUGGGAGAGUGGCGAUGGGAGUGGGCGUGGGAGUGGGAAUGGGAAUGAGCAGGCGCAGCCCGUAUCUUCAUUGCACCAGACUUCAUUCCACCAGACUUCAUUCCACCAAACUUAAUUGCGCACGGGGGCUUUCAGUCAGGUGUGUGGGAUGGGACCCCGAAGGCAUUCUCGGGCCUCCCCGAGGCGGGCACAUUGCCAGAAGAGAGGCGGAGCAGACGGAACGCCUCCUCCGCCAGGACUUAGAGCGAAGGCGAGCUGCUCGACAGGGUCGGGUAGUUCCCGAGACCGUUGCUGGUCUUGUCGAAUUCCUUCUAGACACAGAAGCCCAAGAAAUGGAAUUUGAAAUUGCAAGGUGCAGAUCAAGGUUAAAUCAGGAGUUCUUUGAACACUUGAAAGUUGAAAUGGGCACUCUUAGAUUUGCCCUUCAACGAACAAAGGAAAUGGACGACAGGCUAGCUGAGCUGGAAGCCUUGCACAGAGUCUUAACUGAAGGGUUAGAAGCAUAUGAUAAGAUGACAGAGGACCUUAUAGGAGCAAAGGAUCGCCUUGCUAGAAUCUUAGCAUCAAAGGACAAAAAAGCGGUGUUGUUGGAGAUGGUGGAAAGGAAUGAGCUUGAUAGGUCACUACUUGCACUUCUGGAUGAAAACAUUGUAGCCGCCCAAAAUGCUAACCAGGGUCACACUGAGUUGAAGCUAAUGGAUGGGCAAUGACUUUUGGCUACAGGACCAAGUAGCAUUGUUCAUGGAGAAAGUGCGAGCUGCUGUGCUAAAAUACAUAACCAUAUGAUUAGGAGUCGGGACAUCAUUUAUCAGAUGUCGAUGGAGUAUGUAUUUUACUUUAUAGAAAUGCAUUCUGGUUGUAAAAUCAAAAUGAUGCCCAUAAAUUGGAGUUCAUGAAAUGGAAAGUAAGAAGUAUUUAAUCAAAUCAGUUGUGAUGCAAAUCACGAAGAUCUCUCAAGCUGCAGCUGAAAGGAAGAUAAUGUCAAUACAACAAUACAAUAUUUUGCCCAAGAGGCAUGCUUGAAUUAUUUGGUUUAUUGGAAAGCUCAUUCAACUUUGGAAAUUACCAAGGAAUAAUAAUAAUGAGUAAAUUUUAAAAUCUAUAUAGAUAUAGAUGGAAUUUUUUCUUA
Cryptomeria japonica (Japanese cedar) is the source of this 1145-nucleotide messenger RNA. RefSeq lists its product as uncharacterized. Lineage: Eukaryota; Viridiplantae; Streptophyta; Pinopsida; Cupressales; Cupressaceae. The transcript is spliced from 8 exons. The coding region runs from base 10 to 726 and encodes 238 amino acids. Gene Ontology annotation, cellular component: chloroplast stroma. The record is from RefSeq and is a predicted model, not a curated record.